AUGGAGAAAUUGAAAGGACGGGUCAGUCAGCGAAAUACCGUUGAAGGCGGGGAUACGUGGACUCUCGACGUGGCUGCCGAAUAUGACCUUGGGCAAGUGGCCGAGCUAGGUACGCUUGGAGGUCGAGACAGAAAAGAUGAAAGAUAUAACGAUGUUUAUGAGAUGCACAGACUGCAAAAGAGCGUUUGUAGAAAACCUCGAUUGCGCAUAUCGGCCGCCUACCUUCCUAUGUCCCUCCCCCUUUCAGUUUUCUGGCCCUGUCCAGACCAAUGUUGUCGUUCGGUCUUGUUCGGAGCGCCGGACCGUAUCCUGAAAAUGGUGCAUUAG
Molecule: messenger RNA, 327 nt
Organism: Auanema sp. JU1783
Lineage: Eukaryota; Metazoa; Nematoda; Chromadorea; Rhabditida; Rhabditidae
Source: the annotation of a GenBank genome assembly